Mizuhopecten yessoensis (Yesso scallop) is the source of this 3209-nucleotide messenger RNA. Its product is annotated as NXPE family member 4-like. The transcript is spliced from 4 exons. The record is from RefSeq and is a predicted model, not a curated record. Lineage: Eukaryota; Metazoa; Mollusca; Bivalvia; Pectinida; Pectinidae. The coding region runs from base 132 to 1616 and encodes 494 amino acids.
AGCACGCAUGGCCGGUUUUGAGUAUCGACAGGACUUUAAAGAAAUUCCGAACCUUGAUUCUGCUGGGAUUAAUAAGUACCUGUGCUCUAAUUGUCUUAUGUACACAAACUUAUAGUUACAACUUGGGCAAGAUGACGCACUUUCCUGUUUAUAAGAAGAACUCAACUCUGAGAAGACAUACAACCAAUGGAAUCAUUGAUAUAAAUCUGUCCUCUAUACCAGACCCAAAGAUGUCUUCGGUAAGAAGGAUGCACUUUAAACAGAAUUAUACUGUUGGGGAGUGUUUCAAGGUCAAGGUCAUUCUCCGAGACAAAUACGGUCGAAGACUUCAAAAUGACGGUGAUGUACUUCGAAUCUGGCUGGUAAAUUACAAUUUGAAAGCGAAUGUGAUCGGUUCAACUACAUACAUAGGGAAUGGAACGUAUGUUGGUAAACUACUAUUGCCUUGGAAAGGAAACGGUACCGUGUUUGUGUCCAUUGCGCAGACUCGGCAAGCAAUCACUUCCGUCAUGUCUGCAAUUAACAAGUAUGGAAACCUAUACGAAAUGUAUGGACUUUUUAGUAAUGAAAUAGAUCGGUAUCAUGGACAGACGGACAAAACCCUUUGUAGUACGGUAUCGAUCCCGAGAAUGGGAGCGGACGUGUGCAACCUGACGUCACAAAACUUCGGGUAUUCGUGGUUCUGUGCCAAGCCUAAAUCCCUCCGCUGUGAAGAUUGGAAGGCAGUGAGUGGACGAAUCAAGACAUUUCUACCACAAUACAUCGUUACUAAAACCAGAAACCAAUUCAUGGUGCUCAGAAAUACAGUCAAAAUCCAGAUAGGUGGAGAAACGGAGAUAAUGUCAAGAAGUGUCAUGUCCUGUCACGACCUUCCAAAAGCGUCUACAUGGACGGAGGCAGUACCGACUGGAUUUUACUACAAAAGAAAAUGGAAUUUUGUAAAUUGUCGUAGUCGUUUGAAACGGACUGAGUGGUCCUAUCUGCAAUGUCUGAAAGGCAGACAUCUGCUGAUUAUUGGCGAUUCGAACACGAGAAACUUUGUAGCGUAUCUAAGGGUUAUAUUAAAGUUAUCGUUUUAUCCCAAUGAAGUUCCGUUGGGGCCAUACGUCCAUUUUGUAUUCGGGCACAAUCGUCCAUACAAUGUUUCCAUGUCAUGGUUUCCGCAUGAACACCCAUUCUUUAAUUCUCAAUAUUUGACGAUAAAGUCAAUGCAGUCCGUUGCCAAUAGACUUAACAACGUCGGUAGUCACAACAAUAGCAUAAUUCUGAUUCAUAUAUGGGCACACUUCGUCAGGAUACCCCCAUUUGUAUUUAGGCAGCACAUUCGGGGUAUUAGCAACUCCGCUCGAAGCCUGUUGCGCCGAUCGCCGGAAGUGAGUAUUUAUAUAAAAGGACCCCACGCUAUCCUUGACCGGGAAUCGGUGGCACCCAGUGACUAUUUACAGCGUGUUCAUAAACAGAUCUGGUUCGAGGAAUUCCAGCAUCUACAAGAAAAGGUAACAUUUCUGAAUAUGUGGGAUAUAACUGGAGGGACGGAGAACCAGUACAUACAUCCUGACGAUGAUCUUGUUACUGAUAUGGUUCAUAACUUCAUGUCCUAUGCCUGUCCGUCUUGAUCCCCAGCUUUGGCUUAGAUUUGAGAAAAACUUUGGCGCGAAGAUAUCACUUUCAUAUUUGUAAAAAGAUUAUGUAUCACAGCCCGUAAGUGUUGAUGUGUGACGUUCCGAUGAAAAGUUCGAUACGUACCCUGUUACUUCCAUCAGGCAAAUGACGAGUUAAGGUUGUGUACGCAAUGGUGUAAAUUUUGUACGAGAAGUAGCAAUAUAAUCAAUAUCAAUAAAACGUUGAUUCGGAUACGCUAUAAGUAUGUGCACUUUUUGGUUACAGGUGUACACAAUGGCACAUCAAAUCGACCAUUCGCUUCGUCUACGCUUUGUUAAAAACCUGGUCAUUCAUACCUGCUAACAUACUAGAAUAAACCUUUAUCUCAGAAGUUUUUUCAUGAUAUUUCUUAUCAAUUGAUCAAUAAUAAUGCCUCUAUCUUAAAUUCUGUAUCCCUAAACCAACUAAAAACUAAAAAUAAUAAUAACUGAAAUCAACUCCAGAACCUUUUAUUACAGCUGAAGAUAUGUGUGUUCAAAUUUUUAAAUGUGGAGGUAAUAGAAAAUUAAACAUAAUAUUGUGUCAAUUAAGAAAUAAAGUCAGUCAGUUAAAUGCAGACAUUCAACUUGCCAAUGUGGUUAUUUAAAUGAAGACAAGAUACACUACUUUUUAAGAUGUCCUUUAUAUAAUAAUGACAGGAUUGACCUUACCAGAUCAAUAAAUAAUAUAGAUUCACUUCUAAGAGAAAAUGUAAAAGUUCUUUUAUAUGGUAGUACAAACCAUAAUGACCAGGAUAAUAUGUACAUACUAGAAUGCACCAUGAGAUUCAUCUUUAAUACUAAACGCCUCUAAAUGUAUUAACUUAAUUAGUUUAAAUUAUUAUCGAGGUUGGUACAAACACUAUGUAUAAACGAUGGAUGGACGUUAAGUAUACAUGUGUACUAUUUAUUGGGAAUUGGCUGACCUUUGUAUAAACAAAUGGACUUUGUGGUCAAGCCAUUCCCUCUACAAUUCAAAGUAUUUGACCAUGUUCAAUAUUUAGUAUCAAAGUGUUGAUUAUACAAGGCACUGAAUCAUCACCCUGCCAUCUUAUAUUUAGCUGUAUUUUCAUAUUAUUACACAUUAUCUUAAUAGUUGAAUCUAUCUUGUAUUUUUGCUGGUCUGCAUAUCAGAUUAUAAUUUAGGUGACUUAGAAUAUUAGGCUCUGGUGAUUAGUGGGACAUUGGUACAGGAAAUACAGUCAAUUAGUGUAUAAUUUGGGAAAAGUUGUGUACAAUUUGUCAAUCACCUUUGUUAUUGUCUGGUGCAAGGACCUGUGUUGAUGCCUUGUUUGUGUUGUAAUAUUAUACUGAUCUGUACUCUGUAAAGACACAUUGUUAUUUAACUUGUUCCUUUAAUAAAUUAUAUUUGUACCUGUCAAUUGGGCUCUUGGUUGAUAUUUAGAGUUUUCGCAUAGUAAAUUAGACUGCUAGACUAUUUCUGACCAUUGUUCUCGGACCUGACAUAGAGGAGAUAUAACAUAUUCGACCGUGAUAAUCCAGGAUCCAGGAAGCACACUAUAUUGGUGAAACAAGAACCCCAUACUUCUUCGACGGCGGCCGGUGAGA